AUGGUCAACCUCAACACUAGCGACGAGUGGCAGCACCAGACGUCGCUGUUGCUGCAAGCGCGACCUACUACGACUCGAAUCACCACCAAGUACAAGAUCCCUCACUUGAGCGCGCCGAAAUAUCAGCAGAAGCUGCUUAAAAGGAAGAGAGAUGGAGACGGCGAACAGGACGAGAAGGACGGCGGCGCAGCAACACACAUACCACGAGCCACACUUACGCUGAAGACGUACGAUCCAGAGUCCGGUGUGGUGCUGAAGUUCAAGACGGACAGAGCGGCUGAAGUCGGACGCCUGAUUCACGGACUUGGUCGAGUUGGGAGACAUAUGGCGGCGCUUCCCGAGAAAGCAGAAGACAUACCGAUGGAGGACGCGCCAGUGAUACAAAAAGCUGCAGAAGUAGUCUCCAGCGUGAAAGAUGCAAUCACUGGAGACCCUCAACCGCAACAGAGCGCUGGCGGAAGCAAGAAGAAAAAGAAGAACAAGAAAUGA
Fulvia fulva is the source of this 489-nucleotide messenger RNA. RefSeq lists its product as uncharacterized. The transcript has 3 exons. NCBI's taxonomy places the organism in Eukaryota, Fungi, Ascomycota, Dothideomycetes, Mycosphaerellales, Mycosphaerellaceae. Gene Ontology annotation, biological process: SRP-dependent cotranslational protein targeting to membrane. Gene Ontology annotation, cellular component: signal recognition particle, endoplasmic reticulum targeting. The record is from RefSeq and is a predicted model, not a curated record. The coding region runs from base 1 to 489 and encodes 162 amino acids.